AAAAGAGAGAAGAAAAAAAAAACCAGAAAAGAGAGAUAUAAAUGAAGCAGAGCAGAAGAUGAGCUUCUGUGGAAGUCAGAGAAAAGUCAGAGGGAUAGAAGAACCGAGAUAGGGAGAGAGAGAGAGCCGAGAGAAGAGAAAAGACGACGAAGCGACGCGAUUCCAGGGUUCCUUCGAUCGACGAUUUGAUUAUUUUUUCCUUAUUUUCUCGGUCGAAGAAGAAGAUAAAGCAUCGAUCCAUGGCCGAUUGAUAAGAGUUUAUCUCCGGGGGUUCGGAGUUUUAGAAAACCUAAAAAUAGAUGGCAGUCUCUUUCCCUCGUCUUCCGAGGUGGUUGUGUGGUGGUAACAGUAAAGAGAGAGAGAAGAAGGAGUCAAUUCCAAAAGGAUCUUCUUCACUGAGUCCUUCACUUAAGAAGACUAAGACUGGAUCUUCUUCUUCUUCUUCUUCUUCGUCUACGGUGAAGAAGAUGAAGAGAGGAUGGAUUGGAAGAGGAGGGUCAGGAGGAGAGGAGGAGAAGAUUGGGAAUGUGGUGUUCCCUGAGCCAGAUGAUCCAGAGUGGUCAAUUGGUUGGGUUGAGCCACAUGGACCAGGGUUUAAGAGCGAGGAUGAUAGUGGUGGGUUUGUGGUUCUGGUUCCUUGUUACAAGAAAGUGAUGGAUGGUUCAGGGAAUCAGAUUCCAAAUGGUUUCUUCUCUCCUGCUCCUGAUGGGAAGAAUAUGGAACAGUGGCUGUCGUCUAUGGGGAAGCUAUAAACUGGAGAUUGGGAAGAUCAAGACUAUUUCUUUGAUGUUUCAGUAUCAAAUAAAUCGAAAAAAAAAGAACAAAAAGAAAAAGAGAAAGAAGCAAGAUUCGUGGAUAGCUUCUGGAGACUUCUUUGGUUUUCUGUUUCAAGUUAGUGACAAACAAAACAUCAAGUCAUCUCUCAAGAAUCUACUAAUGGACAAAGAUGAAGGUGAUGGAGACUUCGCAACAUAAAGAUGAUGAAGAAUGGUGAAUUGAUAUGUUAUGAAUAUGAUAUGAUAUUGAGUAUUGGAUAUUUUUCAUGUGGGUGUUUCAAGUGAAAGCGUUUUCUGCUUCCUCACUUCUGUGGUCGAGAUUAUUGGGUUUUGGGAAGAAAGAAAAAAAGAAUAUCUUUUGUUUUGUCUUUUGUGGUUGAUGAUGUGUAAUAGUGUACAUGUACAUAAGUUUCUGUCUAUUAUUUCUUUCUAA
Molecule: messenger RNA, 1209 nt
Organism: Eutrema salsugineum
Lineage: Eukaryota; Viridiplantae; Streptophyta; Magnoliopsida; Brassicales; Brassicaceae
Exons: 3
Coding region: 300-752 (150 amino acids)
Source: RefSeq, a predicted model, not a curated record